CGCAAAAGACUUCCCCCACUUCAACGUGCUCUUGCCUACUCUAUUAUUGCCAUAAAGCUAUCAAAUCAGUGAACGCUUAGAGAGAGAAAGAGAGAAAGAGGAUUUUAGAGAGACAAAAUUCAUGGAAGUUGCAGGUCUGAAGAACGAAGAGAAGAUGGUGUUUGAUGAAACUGAACUGAGGUUGGGAUUGCCUGGAAAUGGAAGCAAAGUAACAGAAGUUGUAGUAAGAAAGAGAGGUUUCAGUGAAACUGAGAGUGAGAGUGAGAGUGAAAGCGAAAUAACCACUGUGGAUUUGAAGCUUAAUCUCUCUCCCAAAGAAGGUGCAGCAGAUCCACAGCUUAAACCUAAGGAGAAGUCUCUUCUAGUUUCUGAUUCCGGCACCAAGCCUCCUGCCAAGGCGCAAGUGGUGGGAUGGCCACCGGUGAGGUCGUUUAGGAAGAACAUGUUUGCAGGCCAAAAGAGCAUAGGGGGAUCAGAAGAAACUACGAAGAAAAGCAGUGAUGGUUCUAAUGCAAUAAGCUUUGUGAAAGUUAGCAUGGAUGGAGCACCUUAUCUUCGCAAAAUAGACCUAAAAAUGUACAAGAGUUACCCAGAGCUUUCUGAUGCCUUAGCCAAAAUGUUUAACUCCAUCACCAAUGGAAAUUGUGAAUCCCAAGGAAUUAAGGAUUUCAUGAAGGAGAGUAACAAGAUGAUGGAUCUAUUGAAUACCUCUGACUAUGUUCCAACUUAUGAAGACAAAGAUGGUGAUUGGAUGCUUGUCGGUGAUGUACCAUGGGAGAUGUUUAUGGAAUCAUGCAAACGUUUACGUAUCAUGAAAGGAAAGGAAGCUAUUGGACUAGCACCAAGAGCCAUGGAAAAAUGCAAGAACAGAAGCUAGCUAGACUAGUCUUUACAGUCCAUAACCUGCUCCAUCCUCAGUGCUACUACAUGGCCUAAGAAGAAGGUUGUUGAAAAUAUAUAGAUAAUUUAUGCUUGUGUGUGUGUAACAUUAUGGUUAAUUUGUUAUAUUAUGGUACUAUUUCAAACAAAUUAAGCUUUGAGAUGUUUUUUAGUUAUGAACAGAAACGAUAAUCACUUUAAAUUA
Lathyrus oleraceus (garden pea) is the source of this 1084-nucleotide messenger RNA. Its product is annotated as auxin-induced protein AUX28. The coding region runs from base 122 to 877 and encodes 251 amino acids. Lineage: Eukaryota; Viridiplantae; Streptophyta; Magnoliopsida; Fabales; Fabaceae. Gene Ontology annotation, biological process: regulation of DNA-templated transcription. Gene Ontology annotation, cellular component: nucleus. The record is from RefSeq and is a predicted model, not a curated record. The transcript has 5 exons.